AUGGGUCAACAGUUCUCAAGACUUCCUUCGGGCUUCCAACCUGGCGUAGACUCUUGGUAUGGUGUACUAUGCUCCCAGUUUCACUUUAUCCCGGAUUUCCGCGAGCCAGAUAUUCAGGAUUACUUUCUCAAACAAUGCGUCUAUUCUAGCUCUUUCAUAGGGUUGCUUCUCCUACUCAGUUGGUAUUACGGCCAGUCCAGCUUGAAAAAUCGCCUGGAUCCUGUCGGAGCUGCUAACGAAGAGCGAAAUGCCGCCGUUAAGGAGCGUGAUGACGCGCAACGUGCCUGGGUAGAGAUGAGGACAAAGCAUGAGCGAGCAAUGGAAACAAACCUGGAGCUCCGGGCCGAGCUCAGCACGGCUUUCAAGGAUCUACCAUGGUUGAAGCAUAGAAACACCGAACUUGCAGAGGAGAACAGCGUCCAGCACAACGAGAUCGAGCGCCUGGAAGGUUUCAAGCAGGACUAUGAUGAGCUUCUGCAACAAGUCUCUGUGUACGGAAUGUCCGCGAAGCGACCAGAAUACUACCAGCAGAGAUCCGAGCAAACCCAGAGACAGCUCGAGAUUUCAAACAAUCUCCUGGAGAAGUCUGAGAAAUGCGUCAAGGCUCUCGAGGAGAAGCUCGGGACUCAGCGCGAAAAGGACAACAAGGAGAAAGAGUGGCUACGAUCUCAGCUCAAGAAGAAUGCAAGAAGCACCGCGUACUGGGCAAAGUACCGCCCAAAUGCCCUAGAUACCAAGCCCGCUUGGGGAGUGCGUUGUGCAUGCACAGAGCCGGAAAUCGCAUAUGGCCUAAAAGACCAAAACCCUAGAAUUGUUGAGCUGGAGGCUACAGUGGCUGCACGCGAUCUAACGAUCAAGCGUCUUCGAGAGAGGCGCCCCGUAUGGAAUUCGGGCAAGAAUGACGCCGCGUCCACGUCCAACGCCGAUCACACAUCCCUUCCUUUAACAGAGGUUUCAAAAUCCGACUCUAUUACCGGGUCUCAAACCCUCACGACGACCCUCGUGCAUACAUGCGAGUAUGAGGAGCAAUGCAAAACCCUUGGUAAACAGGUCGCUGAUGAUGCGGAGACCAUAAAACAGCUCCGCAAAGAGUGCCAGGAUUUGGGGGAACCAGCCUCGAAUAAGGCUACCGCAGAUACUGUAGAAUUCGAUGCUACGGCCGAGCUAAAGGGGCAAUUGGCUGCAAAGGACACGGAGAUCAAAGACCUUCGAGCCGAGAAGGUGGUGAUGAGCGAUGAGGUAGGAGCGAAGAAUGAAACGAUCAACGGCCUUCGAAAAGAGAAGGUGACAGGGAGCGAAGAGCUAGCCAAGAACAAUCAAGCUAUCAAAGACCUUCGAGAGGAGAAGGUGACCAUGGGCGAAGAGCUAGCCGCGAAGGAUAAGGAGAUCAACGAUCUUCGAGAAGAGAAGAUGACAGCAGAUAAGAAUGCAACCACAGCAAUCUCAGAUUUGCGCCAGGAAAUAUCUGAUAGUCGCAUCAGUUUGGUGGAAGCACGUAAAGUGAGUGCCGAGUGUGAACAUGAACUGGGAGAACAGAAGACCAAAAUCAGCGAACUGGAGGCUGCUCACCGUGGACUGGAAGACGCUGUCAAGCGAAAGGAUCGCGAAAUCAAUGACCUUCAGAAAAAGAAUCAGGAAAUCGCCGAACAACCAGCCCCAGGAUACGCAGAGAAUCUCCAGCGCCUAACGACAGCAAACUCCGAUUUGGACGACUUACGCCGUGAACAUUGCGAGUGUAAAGAGCAUUCAGAGAGUCAGAAAGCCAGAAUCAGCGAAUUAGAGGCCGCUGGACGCGAAUUAAGGGCGACAGUCAAGGUCAAAGACGACAGAAUCACAGAACUCGAGGGUCAGAUCAAUAAUGCCCCAAGCAAAGAUCUCAUCGAGCGUCAUAUUCAAUCCCAGAAUGACGCUAUUAGCAAUAAGGAUCGGGAUUACCAAGCGCUGUACGAUCUCUACAAUAAGAUGUUGGGUCAAGAGGCGCUUGCGGAAGCCAAGCAUAAUGAGGACAUGCAGUCACUGAACACAAUGCAGCAGAGCGUCACCGCGAAGCAGCUAGAGCUACAACGUUUGUGGGACGAAUACAACAACCUCCGCUCCCACCAUACAAACUGUGAAGGACGAACCACUGAUCUCACGAACCAACUUCGUCAAGGUGCCAAUACCUACACUGACCUACAAACUAAAUAUAACACCCAAGCAACGGAGCUGGACGUGGUAAACCAAAAUGCCCGCGGGCUGCGAAGCGAAGUCGCCAAUUUACAACAAACCAACGCCAACCUCGAGCAGAUGAAUUCCUCUUCUGAAAGCAAUUUCGAAAAGUAUCGUGUCGAAGGUGAGAACCGCGCGCGUCCAAUCUGGCAAGCGAACCUUGAUCGUGAAAUGUCUACUCAGGCAUUGAAGCUCGAGGCAAGUGAGGGACAGGUUUUCAAGCUGGAGAACCAACUCCAGCAAGCGAAAAACCAGGCAAGUCCCCUCCGGGAAAUGCAGAUCAAAGCGCGAGAGGAUGCCGUCCAACUCAAGGAAGACGCGCUCAAGCUCGAUAAGGAUGCCAUGGUUCUUGACCAGGAUGGGUCCAAGGCGGAUCACGAGGUCAAAACAUUGGAGAACAAAUUGGCGGCAGCGAACAAAGACGCAGGCGACGCUCGUGUUCGAAACCGUGGCAUCCAGAGCCAGCUAAACAAGGAGAGAAAAGAGCGGGCAGAUGAGAAGGCGAGGCACGAAAAAGUGUUGGAGAAGGAGCGGGAGGACUCCGAGAGGAGGAGCGAUUUCUUGAAGCUUCGUCUUGAGAGAGAAAACCCUCUCAAGGGCACGGUCAGCAACCUUCAAGACGAGGUUGCAAGACUCUCGAAAGAGCUCGGGGAGCAGCAAUCACGUGGAAACGAUGCAUGA
Messenger RNA from Letharia columbiana, 2889 nucleotides. RefSeq lists its product as uncharacterized. The transcript has 2 exons. Bases 1 to 2889 code for a protein of 962 amino acids. NCBI's taxonomy places the organism in Eukaryota, Fungi, Ascomycota, Lecanoromycetes, Lecanorales, Parmeliaceae. The record is from RefSeq and is a predicted model, not a curated record.